AUGUGGCCUCUAAUUAUGCAGUUCCUGCGUUCCAAUGCCGCCUACAUCACACUCCCCGUGGCAGCUAUAGUCGGUGUGAUAGGAUAUAACAUCGAGGGCCUCCUUUCAGACAAGUACACCCCAUACAGUCCUUCCAUUCAAGAGAAACGUGCAGAGCGUAUCACCGAGGAUGAGAAACUAAAAGCGGCAACCGACGUAGAAAAGCUUGUUUAUAGGGAGAAUGUACUUGGAAGGAACCUUUCACCUUCGCUUGAGAAUGGAAAAUAA
Molecule: messenger RNA, 267 nt
Organism: Anopheles marshallii
Lineage: Eukaryota; Metazoa; Arthropoda; Insecta; Diptera; Culicidae
Product: small integral membrane protein 12-A
Exons: 2
Coding region: 1-267 (88 amino acids)
Source: RefSeq, a predicted model, not a curated record